AUGCCAAAAGUCGCCAAUCUGGACUUUGAAGCCCGCGUCCCGGUCCCCUUUAGCAUCUUCCCCUCGACCUACAAGAGCACCGAGGCCCAGACCCAGACCGCUCAGCAGCAGCUCCAGCUUCCCCAGCCUCAGCAACCCGGACGAGAAGGUCAAUACUCUUCUUACUCUGGUGUAGCUGCCGAUAUCCAGCAGCAGCUGCCGCAGCCUCAACAGCCGCAGCAGCCUGCCUUCAAGCAAGAAUUCCACUUCACCGCAACUGAAGAAGAGCGUUACCCUCGUCCCGGUAUCCAGCAAGAGCAGCAGCCCCAGCACUUUCACCAGCCUUCGCUUGCCAGCCCUCAGUCCUACGUCCAGCCUCAGCACGACGUUGCUCGCCCUCCCUUCGCCGCCGCCGCCGAAUACGAGCCUCGUCGUCCCUCCGUUCCUCAGUCUGAGUAUUCUUCGUACUCCCAGACCAACAUCGAGGUUAACACUCCCGCUGCCCAGUAUCUCAGCCCCAUUGAUCGUGCAGAGCGUCAGUAUCGUGAGCGUCUCCGCCCUCAGUACAUCAAAGACACCGUAGACGCCCCGUCUCGGUCACAGUUCAGCUUCAGCAAACCCACUCCCGAAGGCUACGCCGUCGACAAGAACGUUUCUCGCGCCUCCUUCAGAGACAGGACUGUCUUUGAAGAACGUAGCGAGCCAGCUGUCACAUCUCGCGCUCAGCAAAAGUCUAACAUGGGCUACUACGACGAAGACGGCCACUACCACUCCUUCCGUCACGGCGUCCACAAGCUCGCUGACCGCAUUGCCCACCCUCUCGGCCACGAGCACCACCACCAUCACCGUGAGGACGUUGGCGCUGCCGACUUCAAGGCUCCCCCUCCCCAGGCCCCCGCUCCCGCUCCCAUGGCUUCUCCUCCCCGUCCCCGUCCCGGUGACUCGGGUGAGGCAUACCUGCCUAACACGGUCACCAUCCCCUGCCACCACAUCCGUCUUGGUGACUUCCUGAUGCUCCAGGGCCGCCCCUGCCAGGUGAUCCGCAUCUCCACCUCUGCUGCCACCGGCCAGUACCGCUACCUCGGUGUCGACAUCUUCACCAAGCAGCUGCACGAGGAGUCUUCCUUUGUAUCCAACCCUGCUCCCAGCGUCGUCGUCCAGACCAUGCUCGGCCCCGUCUUCAAGCAGUACCGUGUCCUCGACGUCCAGGGCACCUACGUCGUGGCCAUGACCGAGAGCGGCGAUGUCAAGCAGGACCUCCCCGUCAUUGACCAGAGCAACCUUCACACCCGCCUGGCCAGGGCCUUCGACGCUGGCCGCGGCAGCGUCCGUGUCCUCGUCCUCAACGACAACGGCCAGGAGCUCGCCGUUGACAUGAAGGUCGUCCACGGCUCUCACCUGUAA
Geosmithia morbida is the source of this 1383-nucleotide messenger RNA. Its product is annotated as Eukaryotic elongation factor 5A hypusine, DNA-binding OB fold. The record is from RefSeq and is a predicted model, not a curated record. The transcript has 4 exons. The coding region runs from base 1 to 1383 and encodes 460 amino acids. Lineage: Eukaryota; Fungi; Ascomycota; Sordariomycetes; Hypocreales; Bionectriaceae. Gene Ontology annotation, biological process: positive regulation of translational elongation; positive regulation of translational termination. Gene Ontology annotation, molecular function: RNA binding; ribosome binding; translation elongation factor activity.